GUACACUUGAAAUGGUGUUAAUUGGUGAUUGAUUCGUUGUACAGCAACACUUAUUUUCCUGAUUUCCAGAUAACAGCAAAAAGCACUACUGACAUUUCCGAUCACACUAAAUCAAUAUAAAAGCGCAGAUAAGUAUAAGUAGUAUAUACAGUUCAAAAUACAGGGAUGUUAGUAUUUGAUACGUUAUUCAGUUGGUUUACUGUAUGUCUCACUGCAUGGUAUAUAUAUAAAAAAAUAUAUAUGCUGUCUUCUUAACAGUUCAACCGUUUUCAUCCGCGACGUUAUAACUCAAAUAUUGCGAAUUUUACAGAUAGAUCUAUUAAUAACAAUCGAUCUGCUGAAUAAAAGUUAAAAAAGUAUUUACAUUGUUUACAAUGGAAUUUCUAACGGAAAAUAGGGAUAUAGCCUUCUAUUUAUCAAUGCCAAUAACACUUAUUGCCUUAAUAGUUUCAAUGGCCUACUCGCUUCGCAAUAUUAAUCGGCUAUGGACGGUAGGUACGCCGAAACGACAGGAAACUGAGCAGGAAUCUGAGGAGGAAGAGGAAAAUGAAGGUGGAAGAGGAGACGCACCAGAAAUAGACCCAGUUCAGUACUGUGAGCACAUCCAGAGUGAGGUGAAGAAGGCACGGCAACGAGUAGCAUCCAAACACCAGAAGUUGUCAGCAGAAGAGAUGGAGAAAGAACAAGAGAUUCAGCGCAAACAGAUCGAGGAUAUCUUGAAACUUAUGGAGGAAAACGAUGACAAGUUUGGAGAAACUAAACGAGAUGACCUGCAACAACAGAUGAGACUUUAUGUGUGAACAGGAUGCAAUGUGACAAACUACCAUUCAUGAGUGCCUGCCGUACAUGAUCUGACAGUGAAAUAGGGUUCUAAACAUUAAUAUUGAUAAAUCAAACUUACUUCUUGGUCACAUGAAGAAUAACUCCUUUUAGUGGAAGCGGAGACGUUAAGACAAUGCACUCAUCGUUGAUCUAAGUAUUUCAUGUUGUCCUUUUGUGGUAGGAGGGACCAAGUGUGACUCUAGUCAGCUGUUAUUGUUUGUGUUAAAGAUGUAAAAACCAAAAUCCACUUGUGUUUGAUUGUGAUAAAAUGUUGUGUUAUUUGCAAUAUGUUCAUGAAUAUUCUCAUGUAGUUUACUGUAACUGUAGUCAUUAAUGACUCAUACUGCAAUCAAGUUGGAGCCAAUGUGUAUGUUGAGUUUCUUAUAAAUACUAUCCUAUCAGUAAUCUCUCUCCAAAUAGGUCAGAUGAAUUUCAAUAUAAUGCAGCAAAACUCAGGUUACUUUCAUUCUUGGCACUGUGCUUAGAUACAUAAAUAUAAUUGAACAUUAUAAAUGUGUGAAUAUUGUGUUGAUGAAAUCAUUUCAAUUAAUCAUUCUGAUAAAAUCUGAUAUAAAUUAAUUAUGCUUAUGGGAUACUACAGAGUGCAUUUAUAAACUAAAGCCAGAUAGUAUUCUGUUUAUACAAUAAAUCUGCUCACAAUGAGAUAGUAUGAGGGGAGUUGCAGUUAUUAUUUACACAACUGUUUAACUUUAUAGAGCCAUGUUUGUGUUCUGAAUAAAACAUAGGAAAAAAUACAGCUAUUGAAUAGUUUUCUGCACACUAAAAUACUUUGCAUUUUAUCAGAAUGUAUGUAGAAGCAAGUAAUUUGUAUUGAUUUGAUAAUAAUCUCUACAGCUACAGGCUCCAAGCAGUUAUAAUCAGUCACACUUAAUGCUUCAUUUCAUUCCAGCCUAUGGCAUUUAUUCCAAGGUUUUACUAAUGACUUCAUCAUGAUGCAGAUAUUUCAGGACAUUGUUACUUGAAGUUGUGAACUUUAACAGCUAGAUUAGAGCUGCUUUACAUGUAUCUUUCAAGCCAAAACCAUUUUGUGCAUUACAAAUAUAUUUUAAUCUUGUAUGAACCUUUCUACCGUACUCACUUUAAACAAAGCUAGGAAGGGUCUCUUUUAUACUUGGGGAAAAGAAAUCAACUUAAAGAUACCGUAGUUCAAAAUAUUACUAAUAACCAAUAUAUUUCAGUUGUGAUAGAUGUUUUUACCCUUUAUAAAUGGUAAAGGUAACAUUUUUGCCAUGCACAUGGUUGUGGAAUUAUGAGUCUUACAGCUUUUUACAAAUUGUAUAUAUUUAUAAAAAGUAUUAUGUUUACAUAUCUCAGUACCAUAUUUCUGAUACAGACACCUAGCAUUGAUGAAAUAAAACUUUACGAAAAUGUACACUGAUACUUGUAGUUUUGUAUACAUAAUUUUAUUACUGACAAUUGACAUUGUCGGGUAAGUUGUAACCUACAGCAGAACAUUGUAUAUCAAAACCAUAUGUAAUUGCAUAACGGUGUAUAUCAUGUGCUAACUCAUGUAUAUUCAUGGUCAUACAUAACUGAAUCUCAAAAGCGUAGAUCAAUUUCGUGUCAUGUUACUUGUACAACGUUGUGUGUGAAAGUAUCGUGAUAGAUAUUUAUGUAAAUAUCAUACAUUUUUAUAAGAAAGGUUGCAUAUCUUCAUAUAACAGUCAUGUUACAAAUGGGAAGAAUUACAUGUUCAUCAGAUCUUGCAUUUCGGGUCAUAUCAAACAACAUUGUAUCAUUAACUAUGUUGUACUGUUCAGUAUUGUUACUUGUUGCUCUAGUUUCUUUGAAAUAUUGAAUAAAAAGUCA
Mya arenaria is the source of this 2652-nucleotide messenger RNA. RefSeq names its product matrix-remodeling-associated protein 7-like. The transcript has 3 exons. The record is from RefSeq and is a predicted model, not a curated record. The coding region runs from base 375 to 800 and encodes 141 amino acids. Lineage: Eukaryota; Metazoa; Mollusca; Bivalvia; Myida; Myidae.